AUGUCUCUCCAUCGUCAAUCAGCACCUAAAAACAACAAACAAAGUGAUGAAAAACAUCAUCAAUUCAGCACCUUCACCAUCUCUAGUGAGGAAGGUGAAAGACAAUUAGAACAACAACCUAAACAGUAUCCACAUCCCAUUCGACACGAGAGGUCACACAUCCCUUCAUUACAGAAUCAUCAAGGACAUGCUCAUCAAAUACCUUCAACGAUGGUUGGACAUUUACAUCAUGAUGUGCAUGGGACAACUUCAAGAUUCCACCACCAUGUUGCCACUGGAAGCCAUUAUGGGAGAGAUACAUGUCACUCAUAUGAAGCUCAUCAACAACAACAGCUGCUACCAACAUCAAUGCCUCUUCAUCAACAAGAUUAUACCAUGCAACAACAUCAACAACUACCAACGCCACCAAUCACAUCUAUAUGUACAUCACUUCAAAGAAGUAGUCAUACAAACUCACAAAAGAGAAAAAUCUCUCCUUCUCUAACUCUUGCAUGCAGCGAAGAAUCCAUGAAUGCUUAUUGUAGUUUUGAUGAAAAUGCUGAACAUGCUCAACAAUAUCAUUAUCAACCACAAAUAGUUAUGGAGCCAUCUAUUGAAUUAGGUCCUCUAAGUGAUGUGAGCAAAUUAUUUUCGAAUGCAUCUAUGCAUUCAGUUGGGAGGAAUAACGCAGCAUGCAGUAGACUUGUUUCUUCUUCAUCAAUAUCUAGGCCAAAUGCAUUCUCUCAACACGAAUUAUUGCAUUCAUUUAAUAAUAACAAUAUCAGUAAUUCUUUCUCUUCUUCAUUAAGAAAUAAUUAUGAUGAUCAUGCACAUGUGGCAAGUAAUUUGGGUACAUAUAACCGCAAUAAUUAUAAUGAACCUCCGAAUGCAUCAGAAGAAUUAUUAACAUCCCUAACAAGAGCCACCACAAAUUCAUCUCUCACCUCUUUUAAACCUCGAGGAAAAUUAGAAAUUUCAAGCAUGCAUGAUCAUCCUCCUGAUGGAAUUCAUUCGACUUUUCUGCAAAAACCUCAAUUAAUUUCCAAUGAUAAUAACAACGAUCUGAUCGCUCACAGUGGUCUAGCUCCAAAAAUUCCAUCCCGUGAGGAUUCAUCCAACAACACUCAUCAUCCCAUUCAUUCAUUCUCGUCCUCGUCCUCAGUAUUACUAGUCGAUCCGACAAUAACCUCACCUCAAACAAUCAUCACCUCAAAUUCUUCUUUCUUUCCCUCAGAUUGUUCUUUACAGUUGAGAUCACGUGGACCAACUGAAAUUUUGAGGAACUCACAAUAUAAUAUAAUUCCUACAAUCCCUAAUGAACGAUCACAACAACAACCAACACCACAUACUUUCGCAUGCACUCAAACUGGCUCUGUGAGGAGUGCAUCCUUAAUGUUGCAGAGAGAGGAUCUCCUCCGAGAUGAGCCACUUGGUGGAGAAGAGGAAAUUAAUACUAUCAUUCAAUCUUGCCAGGAAGGUUCAAAUUUCCAAGUGGAUUCUCUUCCCUCUGUUAUGUUCAAUAAGAAUUCAUCAUCUUGCUCAUCUUCAUGUUCCUCGUCUACUUCAUCGUCACACGAGAGAAAGCCUCAAUCGACCUCAAUUACAACAUGUUCUAGAUCUGCAUCGAAUUCUACUACUUCAUCAACGAUCAUGAUGACCAACUUUUCAACACCAACGAAUCAAGAAGUACCAUUCUCCCAGAAUAAGGAACAACAAUUUCAACCACCACAUUCCUUUUCAGAAUGGACUACUUCAUGUCACAAACUUCGUUCAAAACGAGCCAAACGCAAGGACAGUCAGAACAUUUUCCAUGUGACUUUCCAUGAAGGAAGAGAUCCUCCACAACUGCGUUUUCAAGACAUGAAUCAAUCUUCUCUGCCUCCCACACAUUCCACUCGCAACAGUCGGAAGAGAACUUCUUUUAGACAUGACAAAAUGACCCUGAAUCAAGCAAGAGAUUUGCCUCCAUCAAUUUCUAACAGACACUUUUCCCCACCUGGCCUUUCUCUCGCCACUCCAUCCUCUUCCAAUGCCACUGCAGUGACAUCCAAGAGCUCCAACAGUACACCUUCCACCUCAACCCCAGAAAACAUCACUUCGACCACUGUUGGAACUGCUAGUGAUUCAGCCAUUGCUCCUACGGACCUAGGUUCUCCCAUUGUGCUGGAUCUAUCCAAUGUACCAAAGCUGUCGACAGGUGGCUCCUUCUAUCAACAAGCACCUCCACCCAGAAAGAAGAUUAAGAAUUUUGUGAACGACGGACCUUGGUCGAGUGAAGAACACGAGAGAUUUAUGGAAGGAUAUCGAGUUUGUGGGCAGAAUUGGAGAGCCAUCAGCGAGAAGUAUGUCAAAUCGAGGACUCGUGUGCAGGUACAUGCUCAUGCCAUGAAAGUUUUGAAAAACAUUAAACCAAGUCAAGAAGGGUCUUCUUCCUCCUCCCAUACUGUUAAAUAA
Molecule: messenger RNA, 2433 nt
Organism: Naegleria fowleri
Lineage: Eukaryota; Heterolobosea; Eutetramitea; Acrasida; Naegleriidae
Exons: 1
Coding region: 1-2433 (810 amino acids)
Source: RefSeq, a predicted model, not a curated record